Klebsormidium nitens is the source of this 2208-nucleotide messenger RNA. The record is from the annotation of a GenBank genome assembly. Lineage: Eukaryota; Viridiplantae; Streptophyta; Klebsormidiophyceae; Klebsormidiales; Klebsormidiaceae.
GGCAGCUGUUCAAACCCUAAUUUUGAAGCGCAGCACACACGGCUUCGCAACUCAUCCUUGCAAACGGGCCUUGGCGAAGGAUGCAAGAACCAUAAUACCGACGUAGGGUGCCGCGCCUUCCUCUUCGAAUGUGUUGGAAAGAAUCUAGCUGAGAGGCGAUCAGGCAGGGUCCAGCAGAUUGUUGCAGUACGUUAGCCUAUGCAGGUCAAGAGUAGGAGCCCUGAUGCUUGAGCAAUCGUGGACCAGUCCUUGUGCAAUAAAGAGAGCGAACUUCCUAGGCUGGCAGCCUUGCUUGUUCGUUGGUGGCUUCCUGCCCAAGCCAAAUUUGUUGGAAGGAACGUUUGAAGAAACACGGUGUGGGAUCUGCUUCGCUUUGUGACAUUUGCCUCCAGCUUCUGUGAUUGUCCAGAGUCUCUGGUGAGGUAGAGAGACGCACCAUGGUCAAGAAUAAAAUGGGAGUACUCGAGCUGGUGCAUUCAUCUCGUCAAGUCCCAGAUAAGUCCUCAUCAGAGGAUGAGGGCCUUUGCUCACAAUGGCAAGAGCAGGAAGAUGAAAUCCUGAAGGAGCUGGUGAAGAGGCAUGGAAGUAAAAAGUGGGACCUAGUUGCGGCACGCCUCCCGGGCCGCUCUGCUCCAGACUGCAAAGAGCGGUGGCAUGCGCAGCUGCACGCGUCCAUGAACAAGAGCAGCUGGACAGAGGAGGAGGACAAGAAGCUGCUGGAGGCGAGGAAGGAGUGCGGCAACAAGUGGAUGGAGAUUGCGCAACGAGUACCAGGAAGAACUGACAACGCCGUUAAGAACCGGUACCAAGCACUGAAACGGCGGCAGGCCGAAGAGGCUUCCGCAGCGGCAGGUCCAGUGCCAACCACCACAGCUGCUGCGCCCGGCUUUUUGAUGGGGCCGCCGGAGCCCCAGCAACCCAGGCAGAAGAGGAAGUACACAAAACGGGCGGUGGUAAACAAGGAGCCUCUCGGCGUCAUCGCUGAGGAAGACCUUCCCAUAGGGCCCUCCACUUCAGGGAGCGGCUUCAGCCAUGCCGACAAGAAGCCGUGCAUUCGGCCAGACUUGUCCAUCCAGAUCCCUUCCACCAGCUCCGCGGCUCCAGUCCUCCCUCUUGCUGUGGGCCCCCCUGUCAUCCCGGAACCACUAGCGUACUCCUUCCCUGGGAGAAUGACUCCCAACAUGAUGUCCAGCGAAGCGAUCCAGCAGCUCUUCUGCAGCUCCAUGACGGACACACCCAGGGAGUCGAUCGACAUGGAGGAGGUCAUGGGGUGGCUCACGGCACAGACGCCGACCCCCAGCACGCACUAUCCCGGCACCGCCAGCGGCACCGCCAACAGCUCCCUCGCCUCUAGUUCCUUCCCCUCUGCCAGCAACACCCCCGCCAGGCUCACCCCCUCUCCCGGAAACAUGGCCGGGUUCAAGUUCACCGGUCCCUCCCCGCGCCAGCUGAUGUCGUCGGUACAUGCAGCGGCUGACGAUCGCAGGGGGUUUGCGUUAGGGCACAGCCCGGCCAACCUGAUGGGCCCGUCGCUGAACGUGAGCGAACUCGAGGAUCUGGUGCGCCUUCUCUCGGGUUCGGAAGGAGCCGAGCCGCCGGCUUUUGGCGGAUACGCGGAUCUGCCGCGGAGAGGCGAUGGUCUCGAUUCCUUCCAGACGAUGGGAAGCACCCACAAUUUCUCUUUCAUGGGCAUGGAGAGUACCCGGGGGCCGAGUUUUGACCACCUCAGCCACGGUUCUCUGUUCACACGGCCCUCUUUUGAUGAUAAGAUCAGGUGAUUGACUGCGGUAGAGCAAGCAUCUGUCCAUUUGUUAAUUGCCCCGGCUCUCCGGGUGAGUCACCUGAAGGUGACUGAUUCUGGCCGGUGCAGAGCUGCAGAGUAGAGACCAGGUUUGAAAGUGAAACGAUGAUGAUAGCUAGACGGGGUAGUAUUUAUUGCGCUGCAAUCGUGCUUUGGAAUGCAAUACCGGGUUAGGUUAAGUUUGAAUACGGAAGACCUCCAGGUGUAGGUUUUCCAAAUCUCCAGGUAAUUCUUCAAAAGUGAAUCAGGUUUGGUCAUUGAAUCCAAAGGUGAGCCUCACGAAGAAGGCGGCCGGCUGAAACAUUGAACUCUGGCACAGUAGAGAAACAACCAGGUGCACCAUCACUGUAAGCAAGCAAGCCGCUUGCAACGAAAAAGCUAUGCUUCACUGCAAGCACCCAUUUCUG